Messenger RNA from Pieris rapae (cabbage white), 2579 nucleotides. Its product is annotated as glucose dehydrogenase [FAD, quinone]-like. The record is from RefSeq and is a predicted model, not a curated record. The transcript has 5 exons. Lineage: Eukaryota; Metazoa; Arthropoda; Insecta; Lepidoptera; Pieridae. The coding region runs from base 242 to 2119 and encodes 625 amino acids. Gene Ontology annotation, molecular function: oxidoreductase activity, acting on CH-OH group of donors; flavin adenine dinucleotide binding.
UUUUGUAGUAUCUGCGCCGAGACUCAUUAUGUUAGAGCCAACAAAUUAAAUCAGUUAAAGUAAAGAAGACAUGAAAAACGAAUGAUGAAUAAAACAAGUGUUAUUUGUCAUCAUUCGAAGUGCAUUGUUUUAACUAAAGUUUACGUCUCCCUCAUUGUGUGGCUGUGAUUAAAAAAGAGAUGAUUUGAUUAAUGUAUUAUUUUAUUGUUUACAAUAAGGGACAUUAAAUCACGCAAAGGAAAUGACUUGGGUGCCAGCAGACAUAGGACCAGUCUGUGAGUCCACACAAGCGAACUUAACGGCAUGUUCAAUAGGAUUCCUAUAUUUGUCGUUACUUCAGCAAUUAUUCGGAAAGCCCGGGGAUAUAAUCAAUCCUUCUUUAGGAAAAUUAAGCAUCAAUAACUACGAAAGGAAAUCUGGUUGGGUCGAACAUUACGACUUUAUAAUCGUUGGCGCUGGUUCAGCUGGAUGUGUCCUCGCUAAUAGAUUAUCAGAAAUAAAACAGUGGAGGAUACUACUUCUAGAAGCUGGUGAUGAGGAACCUGAAGUCACUAGUAUACCUGGUGUUGCAACAUCAUUAGCAGAGUCAAAUAUAGAUUGGAAAUAUAAAACUCAGCCAGAUGGAAGAACCUGUUUAUUGGAAAAAGGACAAGUUUGUUCUUGGUUUAGGGGCAAAACGAUGGGAGGAUCUAGUGCAAUCAAUUAUAUGGUCUAUAUGAGAGGUAGUAGGCAUGACUAUGAUGGGUGGGCUGCCGAAGGUAACGAUGGGUGGAGUUAUGAGGAGGUCUUGCCGUAUUUUGAUAAAUCGAUCAACUUACGCGAUUCUAUAUCACUAAAAAAUAAUAAUUAUCAUGGAAUAGGAGGUGAGUUGAAUGUGGAACGAUUCCCCUACCUUGAUGAACCUUCAAAAAUCUUAGUCAAAGGAUUUCAUGAUAAAGGUUUGCCGAUAGUCGAUUUAGGUCUCGAAAGUAAAGUUGGAGUCAAUAUUAACUUGUCAACGUCUAAAGAUGGAAAAAGACAAUCAACGAAUCAAGCUUUUAUAAAGCCAAUACGAGAUGAAAGGCCAAAUUUACACAUAAUCACAAAUGCUUUUGCUACAAAAAUAUUUAUUCAUCCGGUGACGAAAGAAGCUUACGCCAUACAAUAUUUUAAGGAUGGAAAAUACUAUAAUGUCUUUGCAAAUAAAGAAGUGAUUGUUAGUUCAGGAGCAAUUAAUUCGCCGAAAUUACUUAAAUGUUCCGGUGUAGGUCCACGAGAUGAGUUGGAAAGUCUAGGUAUUCCUAUAAUCGCGGAUUUAAAAGUUGGUUAUAACCUUCAAGACCAUGUAACAACCGAUGCUUUGAUAUUAAAGUUUUCUAACCAAUAUUCAACUGUAGUAAGCGAUAGUGAACUUCUUAAUGAGGUUAUAAAGUAUCGCAAUCAACCCGAGAAUAAGUCCGGACCUCUAUCUUCAACGACAGCUGUAAAUAGCAUAGCUUUUAUAAAUACGAAGGGAUCUAAAGAAGAUCCACCGAAUAUACAAUUUCAUUUUGAUGGUAGACGUGUUGCUGAAUAUAUGUCUGAUCCAACAAAUUAUAUGGCAACUAAUAUUCUUCCAAUAUCAUUUUAUGAUAGUGUUGGUGCAAGACCUUUAUUACUUAAACCAAGAAGUAGAGGUAACGUUAUGCUUAACAAAACUGACCCUAUAUUUGGACCUCCUCUAAUAUAUACUGGUUUCUUUCAAGCCCAGGAAGAUGUUGAUGAUUUACUAGAUGCUAUCAAGUUUGUUGUUAGUUUAGAUGAGACAGAAGCAUUUAAAAAGAGCGGGGCGAGUUUUGAUAAAACGCCUGUAAAAGGUUGCGAUCAUAAUGAGUGGGGAACUGAUGACUACUUUAAGUGCUUAUUAAUGAAUUACACAGCAACCAUAUACCAUCCUGCUGGAACAUGUAAAAUGGGACCAGAAUGGGAAGAAGAUGCCGUGGUUGAUCCAAGAUUUAAAGUACAUGGAAUACGAAGAUUGCGAGUCGUUGACGCUUCCACUAUGAGAACCAUAGUUCGAGGUAAUUUGAACGCUCCUACUAUAAUGAUGGCCGAAAAAGCAAGUGACAUGAUAAAAGAAGACCAUAUAGUUUUUUAUUAAUAUAUUCCAAAAAUAUUAUUAGCAUUUAUAAGAAUAAAUCUGUAUGAUUAUUAUAAGAUUAUUAGAAAAAAUAUGAAAACUUUUCAGGAUUUUAGAACAUUUAUAAUCGCUUACUAACCUUCAGGUUUCGACUUCUUUGUUUAUGUUGUUUGUUUAAUGUAGCAGUGAAUGAAUAAAUGUUUUUUAGAAAAAAAUACAUAUUUUAUCGUUCAUGCUUCCCUAUCAGGGUUAGCCUAGUAGCUAGAACGUGCAGUCCUCAACAUUAAGGUGUGUGUACAAAUCACGCUGGGCACCAAUGCACUUUUCUUUCUACUCAUAACUAAGACUCGCCCUUAUAGUAAAGAAAAACGUCGAGAAACCUGGAAUGUCUAAGACUCAAAAGGUGAUGUGUGCUGCAUUGAACACGAAAAAUCUGUGUAAUGGUGUAAAAUUAAAAGAAGUUUUUAAAAUAAUAACUUAU